Messenger RNA from Phoenix dactylifera (date palm), 2356 nucleotides. RefSeq lists its product as hypothetical. Lineage: Eukaryota; Viridiplantae; Streptophyta; Magnoliopsida; Arecales; Arecaceae. The record is from RefSeq and is a predicted model, not a curated record.
AAGGAGCUCGUGCUUCUCGUCCAACCACCCGUUUGAUUACUAAUUUUCUCCACAAGUAUCGUCGAAUGCAUGAUAUUUUCUGCUGUCGCCACGCCACGAAAGAUAUAUUCCUUAGGAAUAUGCCAUCCCAUUCCCCUUGGUAUCACCACUGAAAUCUCUAACCCAAAUACUGAAGCCCAGGAAGGAGUCCCGGACGCCAAAGAAAGAAACUCAUGGAGGCAAUGCCAAGUAGUUUCUGUUGGCUUCAAAAUACUCCUGAACUAGUAGGAAGGCAAGAAAACCAAAAGCUCCGAGUUAGCGAUAGCUUUGCCAGCUCCUACUUAACCAACGAGACUUGGGCGGAAUCUUCCUUGCACGUCAAUACCUUCUCCUUUAUCUCUACUCAUGGGAGUAGAAGGAAUCCGUCCAACAACAACUAUAUAUAAGAGACCAUAUGCUUGGAUCCUCAUCUCAUCCUUGUUCCUUCAUCCUUCUGUUCAUCCUUCCAUGACCAAAGGCACCUCGCAAGUCACAGCUUCUCCAACCAUGGGAAACUGCCUCGCCCUCCCCCCCACCGUCUCGGAAAGAAAGGCUCUGCCCGUCGAGUCUUCCUUCAAGCUCCCCUCUCCACUACCAUCUUGGCCAUCAGGUGGCGGAUUCUCCAAAGGAGUCAUGGACCUUGGAGGCCUAGAGGUCUGCCAAGUGUCGUCGUUCACAAAGGUGUGGGCUAGCCAUGAAGGAGGAGAAGGCGGCAGUGGUGCCUCCUUCUUCAAUCCUUCGCCAAUCCCCUCCGGCUUCUCCAUGCUGGGCUGCUACGCCCAACCCAAUAACCGGCCUCUCUUCGGCUGGGUCCUCGUCGCAAGGGACACCAGCAGCGGAGGCACCCUCGCGAAGCCCAUCGACUACACGCUCGUGUGGAGCAGCGAGGCGUCCAAGGUCGAGAAAGACGGCGAUGGCUACUUCUGGCUCCCGACACCACCCCAAGGCUACAAAGCCAUCGGCCUCCUCGUCACAAGCUCGUCGGAGAAGCCGUCCCUCGACCAGGUCAGGUGCGUCCGGGCCGACCUCACCGAGCCGUGCGAGAACGACGCGUCGAUAUGGGACAAGGAUGGCUUCAGCGUCAACGGCCUGCGGCCGGCCGCCAGGGGAAUCCAAGCCCUGGGUGUGUGGGUCGGCACGUUCAUAGCCCAAGCCGAUGGGUCUCCCAGCUCUUCCACCAUCGCUUGUUUAAAGAACAAGGCCUCCAGCUUCGCCUCCAUGCCCAACCUCAGCCAGAUUCGGGCCGUAAUGCAAGCAUACUCCCCGGUGAUCUACUUCCACCCGGAUGAGGAGUAUCUCCCCUCCUCGGUGAGCUGGUACUUCGACAGCGGCGCGCUGCUUUACGAGAAAGGGAGCCCAAACCCCACCCCCAUCGCGUCGAACGGUUCGAACCUCCCCCAGGGAGGAUCCAACGAUGGCGCCUACUGGAUAGACCUUCCGGUCGACGACGAAAAGAAGGAGAAGGCGAAGAAAGGCGACAUCCCCACCUCGAAGGUCUAUCUCCAUGUCAAGCCAAUGCUCGGCGCGACGUUCACCGAUAUGGCCAUAUGGAUCUUCUACCCUUUUAACGGGCCUGCAAAGGCCAAGGUGGGGAUCAUCAACCUCCCAUUAGGAAGGAUAGGGGAGCAUGUGGGUGAUUGGGAGCAUCUCACCUUAAGGGUGAGCAAUCUCAAUGGGGAACUAUGGAGGGUCUACUUCUCAGAACACAGCAGUGGAACUUGGGUGGAUGCCUCGCAGCUAGAGUUCCAAGGAGGGAACAAGCCUGUGGCCUACUCGUCAUUGCAUGGCCAUGCUAAUUACGCCAAGCCAGGACUGGUCCUGCAAGGGAACUCCACGUUGGGAAUCGGCAUAAGGAAUGACGCUGCGAAAGGGAAGAAUAGUAUAGACGCUGGGGAGAGAUUUGAGGUUGUGGCGGCCGAGUACUUGGGCUCCGCCGUCGUUGAGCCGUCAUGGCUGAACUACGAGAGGGAAUGGGGGCCGAAGAUAACCUACGACAUCGCGAAGGAGAUCGAUAAGGCGGCGAAGCUCCUACCUGGGAAUCUCAAGACUGAGUUCAAGCAUCUGGUGGAGAGCCUCCCUGAUGAAGUGCUAGGAGAGGAAGGCCCUACGGGACCAAAGGUGAAGAGCGACUGGUACAUGGAUGAACGUUAGAAAUCUUCUCCUCCAUUAAUGUCUGCCAUUCUUGUUACUGCUAUCUCUGCUUUUCUUCUUUCUAGCUUUAUUGUUCUAGGAUCGCUACAAUAUAUUGUCUUCCAUUGUUUGGAAGAUGCAGUGGAUCUUUUUAGGUUUCUUGUAAAAAACAAAUAAAAAAACAAAUAAAGAAUUGAUAAUUUUACUA